AGUAAACUUCUCGCGGCACGGCCACCUAUUGUUCCUCCAACUAACGCGGCGGUGGCGCCACAGCGCAGCCGAUCAACCAAAGAGUUGGAAUUACCUUUGUGAGCCUUCCGCUGACGUUCUUGACGUCGCCCCUUCGAGAAAGAAAAUCCAGAAUCCGGUUUUUCCAUCUGCGAAUUCUCUGAUAGAUUUCUGCCAAGUCGGUUGCGAUCGUGGGAUGAUAAUGGGUCAUGGGUUUCUUUAACCUUGAUGUGUACCUAUCUGUUUCUUGCAGAUUUGUUCAAGGAAAAGUCUGAACUUGGUGCGACAUUUUUGGAAGGUGGAUAGAGGAUCGUUGCGAGGUGCUUCUUCUCCUUUCUUCCUUCGCUUGGAAGUCCCGUAGAAAAAGACAUAUCACACAUACAGGGGAUUGGAAGAAGAAAUUUCGAACAGAAGGAGUGUACGUUGCAGUGAAGUUUGGUCUGCUGCAGACUAUGGCAGACAUGCCGAACAUGGAAAAGAGCACUGAGUCAUUGUCUUCUGAGGGUGAGGAAACAAAUGGAGGCAACUUGAUAAGAGAUUCAACAGGACAAUCGAUUAUAAAUCCUGCAUCUUCCCCUGCUAUUAGUGAAGAAAAGGUCCUGCCUCAUUAUCUAAGAGCAUCAACAGGCUCCUGUCAUGAUUUAUGCAAAUAUGGGAGAAAGCAUGCUUUGGAAUCAAAAGGAAAGCAUCCUGUCUAUCUUUCGGUUCUGAAAAAUGACAGCACAAGAACAAAAGGGGACAGGAUGUGGAACUCCAAUGAAAAACAGAGGCCACUUGCUAAGCUUCUGACUCAACCAGCGUCACCGGACGCCAAGUUGUCUUCAGUUAAGGGGUCCCGUAACCAAAAGAAUUUGAUGAAAAUGUCUGCUUCACAUGAUCUUCGUGGAGUUUCAAUGGGUGAUCCAUAUAAUAAGAUGAGGAGUUUAGUAGAAACUGUAGGGAACGAACCAGGUAAACAAUUUAGUUCCCUGUCAUUAUUGGUCUCUCCUAGGCAUGGAAAUGCAAACUUGAGACAGAAAGUCAGCAGUAGAACACAUGCAACUUCAAAACCUAAAGAGAAGGCUGCAUCACUUGAAACACCGGCUUCCAAGCCUGGACCUGUGCCAAAGCCUCGACCCUCAAAUCUGUUACGAGAUCGAAGAAGAGAGGCAAUCAGGGAAACAAUAUUUAAGGACAUUGGAAUAUCAGAGAUAAAAGAAACCAGAGAAGUAGAUUUAUCAACACGUUCUUUGUCCCCACCCUCUCAGGACCGUGGGCUUGCAGCCUUGACACCAACAAAGUACAGGUCUAAGAGAACUUCAGCAGUAUCACAACCACUCAAAUUUGAAUCCUCUUCGAAGUCGCUGUUGGCUUCAAAAAAUAAACCGAUGGUAACAAAAGUUCCAACUUGGAACUCAUGGGGAAACUCUGAGAAAAGAUCUGAAAGGGCUAAGGCACCAAAGGAUACGGCACCAACCAAGGGAAAAAAAGAAGUUAAGCCCUCAGGUUCUUUAUCUUUAAACUCUCAUCCUCCAAGACUUGUACGCUUGGGAUCAAAGAAAUAUAGAAGCACAAAAAAUGGCCAGCAUGAUCAUGGUGAAAUUGGAAGCAGAAAGAAUGUAGGACUUUCAGAUCGGAAUAAAGGGCGACUAAGAAGCAGUAGUAUUUCCACCCUAGAAACGAAGGAAAACACACCAGAAAAAUUGAAAUUUAGGAGAGGAAGGGUGCUUAAUGCACAGGCAGAGAACAGUGGGUCCAUGUGGCUUAGGUUCAAGCAGGGAAGAGCCAUUGAGAAUCAAGAUAGCAAGGUUGAAGGUGGGAGAAGGAGCUUUAGGAGAAAAACAAAAGCGCAGACCAACGGUUCAGACAGUCCUGCCACUCCAGCUGUGGUGUUGAGACAUCAAGAUGUCCAAGUCAAGAAGGACACCCAAGAUUUUAAUCAAGUAAUUGAAGAGACUGCAAAUAAGCUUGUUGAAACCAGAAAAAGUAAGGUGAAAGCUCUUGUUGGUGCCUUUGAAAGCAUCAUCUCUCUCCAAGACUCGAAGCCUGCUAUUGGUUGUUAAGAUAAACAUCUUACGUUCUUUUCUGGUUAUAUAAUGCCAUCUACAUGAAAACAUCGGUGAAUUUAAUUGCACUGAGGUCAUGUAGAGGGUUAUUAUGGGUGAAGUAUGUUUCCUAUAGGAAAUGCACCGAGUUAUUGUAAAGGGUUAUUAAGGGUAAAGUAUGUUUCCUGUAGGAAUUUGAAGCACUCUUGAUUUUGCAAGAUUGCUUGGCUUGUAAACUUCAGUUGUUUGGGGUGACAUGCAUAUUAUAUGUGAAUUGCUUCCACCUUAUGUGGUGCUUGCAGCUUUA
Nymphaea colorata (pocket water lily) is the source of this 2349-nucleotide messenger RNA. RefSeq lists its product as uncharacterized. The transcript has 4 exons. Lineage: Eukaryota; Viridiplantae; Streptophyta; Magnoliopsida; Nymphaeales; Nymphaeaceae. The record is from RefSeq and is a predicted model, not a curated record. Gene Ontology annotation, molecular function: calmodulin binding. The coding region runs from base 471 to 2060 and encodes 529 amino acids.